CUACGUUCAUAUCAACUAAUUAAAUGCAUUCGUUGGUUUCACAGAUAAGAAAAGCCCAUCAUUUGCAUGCACUUUCAGGAGUAGAGAGAUAUAAAGAGACUCAGUUUUGGUCACUAACUGUAGACCUAUUAAACGAUUGCGACUGUCCGAUUAUGACCAGAUGGCCGCAUUACUAAUCCACCCGAAGCGCUCAAUAUCAGCGCCUCACCUUUUGAGAAGCAUGACGCUACCUACCUGAAAGUAAUUGACUCAGAAACGCGGAAGUGAAGUCAACUUAUUUUUUUUUAGCUCAGUACAGUAGUUUUUCAUAUUUUUAGUAUAAUUAGAGCUCCCCGUCUGAAGUAGGGGUGAACGUUUCGUGAGUAAUGAAGACAACGGCGCUCGAACGACAGAAGAUGUGAAUGGGGAUUUUCAAUAUUCUCUCAAUUUGGAUAACGAGCGUAUUGCAACAUGUACUUAAUGGAUCCAGAGCAGGAUGGUAUUGAGCUGCAGGAGAGAAACACGGAUGGCUUUGACAAUACCAUGGAGGCAUUACUCCCAAUUCUGCACCAGCAGAGGACAUAUGAUUAUGUUCUAGUUGCUGAUAAAGUUGAGGACCAGGAUCACCCAAAGUUUCUGAAGCAGGUGGCUUUUAUUGACCACCUGAGGAAGAAAAACAUGAAAGUGACAAAAAUCGUUCAUGUUGACAAGGUGUUUUAUGGUGUCCGGGCCCCGAAGGAGAUCUUUGACAAGUACAGGUACCUACUUAAGGUGUCUGAUUCUUGCAACUGGAGCGGCGACCGGAAAUGUGGCAGGGUUCCUCACUCAACCAGAAUCAGAGUAGUGCAUUACAUCCUACACCACACCCAUAUCAACACAGGAGAGAACCUCAGAGAGCUCCAGGAGAAGGGUGUCUUUGAGGCCGCGUUCUGCCUGCAUGAGAGGAACAAGCAAAAGGUGUUGAAACAAAAGUGGGCACGAUGGUCUGCUCUCUGUACGACCCAGCCUGUCGAUGAUGUCAGGAGUUACUUUGGAGAGAAGGUGGCUCUGUAUUACCUGUGGUUGGGCUGGUAUACCAUCCUGCUGGUCCCUGCAGCCAUUCUGGGUGUGAUUGUGUUCCUGUAUGCACUGGCUUUCUUCAACACCAGCCCCCUCAUAAAGGAGGUCUGUGAGUCUGACACUGUUAUGUGCCCGAGGUGUGACAAAUGGUGUCAAGUAUGGCAGCUGCGUGACACCUGUACCUAUGCCAAGGUGAGUCCUCUGUUUGACAAUGAGGGGACGGUGUUCUUUGCUAUGUUCAUGGCAGUGUGGGCUACCAUUUUUCUGGAGCUGUGGAAGAGACACAAAGCAACGUUUGUGUCUAAAUGGAAAGUAUUUGACUGGUGUGAGGAAGAGGAGGAGCUCAUCCUGGGAGUAGUCAAUGAUCCAGACUGCCAUCCCAAAGAGUUUCGCCAUUCUUAUCUGCGCAGCACUCUGGUUCUGGUGCUGGUCACUCUCAUGUUGGUUCUGAUCAUCGGGCUAACCCAGGCUCUGGUGGUGUUCCGUGUGGUUGCUGCUGUGCUGUUGUCAGAGGGAACAUGGGAGUUUGUAAGGGACCAUGCCAACACUGUAGCAGUAAUGCUGGGUGCUGUACUACACUACUUCACCAUGCAAGUUAUGACCAGAGUCAACAAGGCUGUGGCCUUCAAGCUGUGUGAGAUAGAGAAGACACAGUCGCAUGCAGCCACUGAGAGGAGCUUCACUGUCAAGAUGUUUACCUUCCAGUUCUUCACCCUCUUCUCCUCGCUCGUAUAUGUGGCAUUUUUCCUGGGCAGGAUAAAUGGUCGCCCAGGCAGCUAUGUUCGUAUUUUUGGUAAAUGGAGAUUGGAGGAGUGUCAUCCCAGUGGCUGCCUCACUGACCUCUUCAUUCAAAUGGCCGUCAUCAUGGUGCUCAAACAGACACUGAAUAACAUCUUUGAGUUUAUUGUGCCCUGGUUCAAGAGUUACUUCAAAAGGACUACAACUAAGAAGCUGGAGAGGAAGUGUGGCGACUGCUACAAAAAUGCAUGUCGCGAAGAGGAGAGGAGGGGCCAUGACCCAUGUGAUAUCUGCAAGCUGCAUGAUUGGCUGCGCAACUACGAUCUGAAUGACGUAAACUUUUUCAGUCUCUUCAAUGAGUUUCUGGAAAUGGUUCUUCAGUUCAGUUUCACCACCAUCUUUGUGGCGGCCUUCCCUCUGGCCCCUCUACUGGCCCUCAUCAACAAUAUCUUUGAGAUCCGUCUGGAUGCCAUCAAGAUGGUCAGCUUGGAACGGAGAUUAGUCCCCAAGAAAACCAAUAAUAUUGGUAUAUGGAUCAAAGUUCUGGAAGCUAUUGGUGUUCUGGCUGUCAUUGCCAAUGGGCUAGUCAUUGGGGUGUCUUCAGACUUCAUCCCUCGGCUGGUCUAUCGCUAUCACUACGGACCCUGUGCCAAUGGAGAAGAAAAUGUACACUGUAUGAAGGGCUAUAUCAACGACACCCUAUCCACUGCUCAGAUAACAGACCUGAAUGUGCGGAAGGACUUUUUCCCCAGUCAACUGAUCACAGAGAGCGGCUUCAAUGUUACACAAUGCAGCUAUAAAGACUACAGAAAUGAUGUUGACUACAGCCUCACCUCCCAGUUCUGGCUCAUCAUGGCUGUACGCUUUGCCUUCGUCGUCCUAUUUGAGCAUGUAGUGGUCAUCUUUAAAUGCAUUGCUGCCUGGUUUGUGCCUGACUCCCCCAUGCUGGUGAAGAAUGACAGACUGAAGGAUAAACUCAGUAGGCUCAAAGAGGAACUGCAGGAUAUGAAGUACAGCCAGUCCACAGAUGUGUGAUGACCACAACGGAGGGACAUCCUGAGGCAUGACACAUGACUUUGAAGCCUUGAAAAAGACACACUGACGUGAGAUCAGCAUCUUACAGAAUAGUUAGCGCCUGGUAAUUAUGAGAGGUAGGACAGGCCCAUCUCCCAACACCUCUGCGCUUUCUUCCACAUGGUCAACGCACUGUUUAUACCUGUGUGAUUAAUGGCCACCCGUGGCGCAUGCGAGGAUAUCUUGAUAGCCGGUCGGGGCGACAAGUUUCUACGAGGAUUAAACGGCUCCAAACUGUAUUUCACAUAUAAGCAAGUGUACCCCAAUAUAAAUGAAGCAAUAUACUGACAGAUUAACCCCAGAUACCAGACGCCAAACCACAACUGGGGUUCAUAAGAAGAGGUCCAUAUAACAUUGUAUUUUCUUGAAUGACCGAUGACCCAGCAGUAGCCUCAGCCGAGUCCCCAACAACCAGAUGUUCCAGUUUUCAGGGGAAAUGGAAAGAGAGCCUGUGACGCAACUUCCGCUUUUGGACGUUAACAAGGCGACACUCCAUCUUAACUCCUCCACAUUUACCGGAUUGGUUGAACAGUGCAGAAGAUAAUGUUUUUUUUUCUUCUUCUCGUCAAGACCAGUAUGUAGGGGAUCUAGUUUCAGGCAUUUAUUUUUCCUAAUCAAAAGGGGACCAUCGCAGUCUCUCAGAAUUUUGGUUGGUGUGUAAAACGUGUGAAUUCAGAUAAAUAAGAAGGUGUGAUGGGUCCGUACACCAAACAUGUUUUGACUGCAUCAGGGAUAGCGUACAGGCUUUUCAACUUUGCAGCCUUCUUCAGUGUGUAGAUGUAUUUUAUGCCUGUUACAUUAGGUUAACCUAGCAGGGAUACCUAUACAGUAACAGAGUUGGGGUUAAUUUUGUUUCACAAACUGUACGUGCUAUACAAAUGGAAAACCUGAGUUGAAAUGUAUUGUCUCCCUUACUCUGGCCAAUAUUAAUGUUUUACAAAGAACUGAGGUAGUUUUAUUUUUGGUAAGGGUGUAACAACCUGUUUUGCAAAUACUGUACUGAUGUUUCCUGUUUACAUGCUUUUAGUAACCUCAAUGUUCUCUCAACAUAAAGAAUCACAAAGUGUGAAUAAUGUAAUUUAUCUUUGAAAUAUGAAUAUCUUUGUUAUAUAAUUAUGCAUCUCUUAACUUUACUUUUAAUCCACUGCAUUAAUUCUUUAUUUGAAAUGAUAUUUGGGAAAAUUGUGUUAUCGCUUUUUAAAUUCAAACAUAGGGUUGCUUCAUGUUGUGUGUAUGAGCAAGAGUUUUUGUAAAAACAUUUGAAGUAUAAUUCAGAAAUGACUUGAGCCAAUACCUAUGGAUAUUGUAUUGUUGUUGGAAAGGUGUACAUUUUGAGUUGCUUUAUAGUUUUUUUUACUGUACAUUGUACAUACAGUAUGUGACAGGGUUUUGCUCAUCAGUAUCACCUGCGUGAAAGUGCAUUAUCAUUUUUGUCCUUUUGCCUCUCACUUUUGAUGGACAGAUGGGACAAAGAUUAAAGCUUGCAGUGAUUUUACUCUCA
Molecule: messenger RNA, 4351 nt
Organism: Oncorhynchus kisutch (coho salmon)
Lineage: Eukaryota; Metazoa; Chordata; Actinopteri; Salmoniformes; Salmonidae
Product: anoctamin-9
Exons: 24
Coding region: 451-2811 (786 amino acids)
Biological process (GO): chloride transmembrane transport
Cellular component (GO): plasma membrane
Molecular function (GO): chloride channel activity; protein dimerization activity
Source: RefSeq, a predicted model, not a curated record